Molecule: messenger RNA, 579 nt
Organism: Aureococcus anophagefferens
Lineage: Eukaryota; Pelagophyceae; Pelagomonadales; Pelagomonadaceae
Exons: 1
Molecular function (GO): sugar-phosphatase activity; beta-phosphoglucomutase activity
Source: RefSeq, a predicted model, not a curated record
AAGGCGGCGCUCUUCGACGUCGACGGCACGCUGGUCGACUCCAUGCCGCGCUUCUACCCGAGCUGGAACGAGGCCGGCAAGCUCCACGGCGGCCUGUCCAUGUCGCUCGACGAGUUCUACGCCUACGGCGGCUGGCCGCUGCCCGAGAUCACGCGCGACCUGCACCGCAAGUGCGUCGGCGCGGAGGCGAGCGACGAGUUCGUGGCGGCGUACCUCGCGACGCACAAGCGGCUCACGGGCGAGCACGAGGCCGUCGUCGGCCCGCCGCCGGUCAUCGCGUGCACGGCGGCCAUCGCCAGAGAGUGGCUGGCCAGGGGCGUGCCCGUGGUCGCGGCGACGUCGGGCCUGCGGUGCCACGUCGAGGCGCACCUCGCCGCCGCGGGCCUCGGCGAGGUCUUCCCGCCGGAGAAAAUCGUCACGGCCGCGGACCUGCCGCCGGGCCGGGGCAAGCCCAACCCCGACAUCUUCCAGCGCGCCGCGGCGCUCGUCGGCGCCGACGCGGCGGAGUGCGUCGCCUACGAGGACGCGGAGGCCGGCUUCGAGGCCGCGUACCGCGCGGGCUGCGAGGUCGUCGACGUC